Molecule: messenger RNA, 1407 nt
Organism: Fomitopsis serialis
Lineage: Eukaryota; Fungi; Basidiomycota; Agaricomycetes; Polyporales; Fomitopsidaceae
Product: permease for cytosine/purines, uracil, thiamine, allantoin-domain-containing protein
Exons: 10
Coding region: 1-1407 (468 amino acids)
Biological process (GO): transmembrane transport
Cellular component (GO): plasma membrane
Molecular function (GO): transmembrane transporter activity
Source: RefSeq, a predicted model, not a curated record
AUGUCGCACACUGAUGUGCAGGAACUGAGACGGUCGACCACCAAAGCGGAGAUCGAGCUCGAGGAAGACUCGGAGAAGCAGCUAAUCACCGCGCAGCUGGCGCGAUGGGGCGUGGAGACGAACGGCAUCACACCCGUGCCGCCGGAGCAGAGGAACGACCGACGGCUGUACCAGAUGUUCUUUGUAUGGUUCUCUGCAAACCUGAAUGUCCUGACAUUGACUGCUGGCACGGUGGGGCCUGCGUACUAUGGCUUGGGCAUCAGGGCGUCGCUCCUGGUCAUUCUGGUGGUGGACAUAGUGUAUGGACCAGCCCAGCACUUCGCUGUCCUGGGACCGAAACUGGGGAUGCGUGGAAUGGUUCAGGCGCGUUUCUCUUGGGGAUACUACGGGGCUUUGAUUCCCAGUACACUCGUCACCCUCACUCUCCAAGGCUACCUCAUCUUGAAUACCAUCGUUGGCGGCCAAACACUCGGAAGCGUAUCCGCACACCUCAAUGCGUCUCUCGGUAUUGUGAUCAUCGCGCUCGUCACGCUUGUGACGCCUGGUGGACUCGCCGCUAUCGAAUCCUACUCCUGUGGCACGCCGAACAUCAUGACAUUCGGUGCUACGCUCGCCGCCAGCGUUGUCAACUGGUCUCCGCUCAUGCCUGAUCAGGGCGUGUAUCACGACCACACGGCCAGUGCGCUAAGGGUAUGGAUAUAUACUUACUCAGGCCUUCUGUUGUCAAGCAUGCCAGCCCAUAUGCUUGGUGCGGCCUUCACCGCAGGGGCCGCUUUCAAUCCCACAUGGAAGGCAGGCCUCGGGAAUGGCAACGACAUCGGCGGGCUCAUCGCUGCCGUCUUAGAGCCUGCGGGCGGGUUCGGCAAGUUUCUCGUCGUCCUCCUCGCAUUGACGACGCCCAGCCAAUGUGCGCCGUCGAUGUAUACGGCGUGCAACAGCUUCAUGACGCUGGCGCCUGCUUUCGCCCGGAUACCGAGAUUCUUCCUCGCCAUCGCGUCCACCGCUAUUAUCAUCCCCGUCGCGAUCGUAGGCUCCAACACGUUCUACUCCAUCUUCUCUGACAUCCUCGGCUUCAUUGGCUACUGGCUCGCGCCCUACGUCGCUGUUAUCCUCGUAGAGCACCUCCUCUAUCGCCGCAUGCACUGGUCAUCUUACCGUGUCUCCGAGGCGUGGGACGACCCGAGGCACCCGAACCUCGCGCCGAGCUACUGCAGUAUCGUCACGUUCGUCAUAUCCGUGGGCUUCAUUGUGCUUUGCAUGGACAAGGCAUGGUGGGUCGGGCCGAUCGCACGGGCGGGAACUGGAGAUGUCGGGAUGCUGCUCGGUUUCAUCCUUGGUGUAGGGGUGUUUGCGACAGUGCGAUGGCGGAGCGGAAGACGUCUACGCGCUCUGGUCGCUCUGACAUAG